AUGGAGGAUGACUACCCUGAAGUCCAGGACCCUUUGAUAGAAAUAAAUGUAGGGUCAGAGGCCGAACCACGACCUCUUUUUGUAAGCCAUCUUUUGGAUCCUAAGUUAGCGGACGAGGUUAUCGACUUGCUCCAUGAAUAUAAGGAUUGUUUUGCUUGGGAUUAUCAUGAGAUGCCUGGGUUGCCAAGAAGUUUGGUCAAGCACGAAUUAAGAAUCAAGGAGGGGUUCAAGCCUUUCCAGCAGCCGCCAAGGCGUUUCUCGACCGAAGUCCAGCUUAGGGUCAAGGAGGAAAUUGAACGGCUCCUUAAAGCCGGCUUCAUCCGAACGGCCCGGUACGUUGAGUGGUUGGCCAACAUUGUACCAGUUUUAAAGAGGACCGGGGCCUUGAGGGUUUGCACCGAUUACCGAAAUCUGAACCUCGCAACCCCAAAGGAUGAAUACCCCAUGCCUAUGUCAGACCUCCUGGUAGACGGAGCCGCAAAGCACAAACUCCUGUCUUUCAUGGACGGCCAUGCAGGUUACAACCAAAUUUUCGUGGCCGAAGAGGAUGUCCACAAAACGGCGUUUAGGUGUCCAGGAGCAAUCGGAACCUAUGAAUGGGUAGUCAUGCCGCUCGGCCUAAAGAAUGCCGGCGCAACAUACCAACGAGCUAUGAACCUGAUUUUCCACGACCUUAUAGGCCGGACCGUGGAAGUCUACAUUGAUGACAUCGUUGUAAAGUCCCCGUCCAAAGCCGACCACGUAGGACAUCUCCGACAAGCUUUCGACCGAAUGCGAGCACACGGCCUAAAAAUGAACCCCAAGAAAUGUGCAUUCGGCGUCACCGCCGGGAAUUUCCUCGGUUUCUUGUUCAUAUCCAACUUUUUACGGCCGUUGACUCCUCUGCUCAAACUAAAGGACACAGAACAGUUCGUAUGGGGAGCAGAACAUCAAGCCGCCCUCGACGACAUCAAGAAAUAUCUGUCUCAACCACCAGUCCUUAUGCCGCCGAAAAGAGGAAAACCUUUGAGGCUUUACAUUUCGGCUUCAGAAGGUUCUAUCGGCUGCCUGUUGGCUCAAAACAACGAGUUUGAACAAGAACAAGCGGUGCACUAUCUAAGCCGCACCCUCAACACGGCCGAACUAAACUAUUCGCCGAUCGAGAAAUUGUGCCUAGCGCUUUAUUUCGCGGCCACCAAGUUGCGGCAUUAUAUGCUUCCUUCGGUCGUCCGGAUCCUCUCCAAGACCGAUCUUAUCAAGUACAUGCUCACUCGGCCGAUUAUACGCGGCCGAAUUGGGAAGUGGACGAUGGCAUUAUCGAAAUUUACCUUUCAAUAUGUGGCUCAGAAAUCGGUCAAAGGUCAGGCAUUGGCCGAUUUCCUGGCUUAUCACCCGGCCCAGGGGCAGGAGGGAGAGUUGGAGGUCGAGAUCGGCAUGGCCCGCAUGGAAAAGAACUACUGGACCAUGUACUUCGAUGGCUCCAGUACCGAGGCCAGGUCAGGGGCCGGAGUCAUGAUCGAAUCCCCUCAAGGGCAAAGAUGGCAGUUCGCUUUCCAACUCGACUUCAAAUGCACCAAUAACCAGGCCGAAUACGAAGCACUCAUCAUCGGUCUCGAAAUCUUGAAAGAAAUGAAGGCAACCCGUGUUCUAGUCUACGGUGACUCUCAGUUGGUAAUUAAUCAGUUGACCGGGGAAUACCAGUGCACGAGCGAGAAUCUCACUAUGUAUUAUGUAACGGCCCUCAAUACGGCCGACGCGUUUUCUAGGAUUUCCUUUGUUCAUGUACCACGCGCCGAAAACCAUGAGGCCAACGAGAUGGCCCAGGUGGCGUCAGGCGUGAACAUCCUGGAUACCGAACACGAUCGCGUAAUAAGAAUCGAGAGGCGUACCCUGCCGGCUUUGGCCGAACGCGGAAUGGCAACGCAAGUAUCUUCGGCCGAGAUUACCGACGAGGUCAACAUGGCCGAAGCCGAUUGGCGCUACCCCAUAAUAAAAUAUUUGCGUGACCCUUCCGGCAGCCAUGAGAGGACUACACGUUUCCGGGCUCGGUGUUAUUUGAUUUAUCAGAACGAGCUGUAUCAAAAGGGAUCGGACGACUUAUUACUCCUAUGUCCCAACGCCGAAGACAUCAAGGUCAUCAUGACCGAAUCUCACGAGGGGAUUUGCAGUGCCCAUCAAUCUGGUGUCAAGAUGAGAUGGCUGGUUCAGAGGCACGGUUAUUAUUGGCCGACCAUUUUAAAGGACUGCAUAGAAUAUGCGAAAGGAUGUAUCAAAUGUCAAAUCUACGGCCCCAUACAAAGAGUACCGGCCGAAGCCCUCCACUCGGUUACCAAACCAUGGCCGUUCAGAGGAUGGGCCGUGGAUAUCAUUGGCAAAAUCCAUCCGGCCGCAUCGAACCAACAUGCAUGGAUUUUGGUGGUGACCGACUAUUUCACUAAAUGGGUCGAGGCCGAGUCCUAUCGGUCAAUUUCCAGCGCACAGGUGGUCAAAUUCUUUGAGAAUCACAUCGUCCACAGUUUUCGGUCACUAAAUGGGUCGAGGCCGAGUCCUAACGGCCCAGUUUUCGCGUCGACCGAGACUCGGGAAUACACCGAAAGGCUGGGGAUCAAAUUGGUCUGA
This is a messenger RNA of Prunus avium (sweet cherry), 2598 nucleotides long. Lineage: Eukaryota; Viridiplantae; Streptophyta; Magnoliopsida; Rosales; Rosaceae. The record is from RefSeq and is a predicted model, not a curated record.